GUCACUUUCCUAUAUAUACUCUCAAACUCAACUUAUAGCCAGAAACCUCAUCUCUCUCUAUUUUCUCUCUCACUCAUACACACUCUUUCUCUCUCCUCGUGACUCUUCUUUGAAGGAUGUUUGUUUUAUGAAGCUCAUGAUAAAGGGUAUAAUGUUUUUAUUUCAUUAUUAAUUUAUUAAUCAUAUCCUUCUUUCAAAACAAAUAAUUUCAUAUUCCUUAGUUUGCACCUCUAUACAAUUAAUCAUCUUAAUUAAUUAUAUUCUAUCUUCUUCUAGUUUCUUUAUUGCUUUAGUUUUCUUUGAAGGGUUACUAAAAAAAUUAAUUUUUUUUUAAGGGUUUUCUUUUAGUACUAUAGUAGUAGAGAAAUAAAUAAACAAACAUCCUCAACUUGAUUGUCCUAUGUUUAUAUCUUGUUACAUAUUUUAGUUCUAAAUUUUCCUUUGUUUGCCUAAGUUUUAUUUGAAAAGAAAAAAAAAAAAAAUUCUUCCUUUUUCAUUUAAUUUUUAUACUAUUCUACACCUUGAAAUUAAUCAUUAAUUUCUAAGAGUAACAAAAAAAAAAAAUGCCACAUAUUGAUGUUCCUGAUCUUUCACUUCAAAUUAGUCUACCAAAUAGUUCACCUUCAUCAAUUUGCACAAAUGAAGUUGAUGAUUUAGAUUCACCUUUUGAUAUAUGGAAAAAUAAUAUUAAUGAUUCUACUAAUACACAUCAAGGUUUUAAAUCUCAUAGUGAUGCUUUUUCAACUUCAAUCAAACUUUCAUUAACAACAACUCCUAGUGAAGUUGAGAGUCCUUUGAUGAGAAAAGAAUUUGAUAGAUUAAGACCCUUUAAUGGAAUCCCUCUUUAUAGUGAUAACAAUCCUUCAAUAAUAGAGAAAGAUUCAAACUUUUCUCUAUAUCCUUCUUGUUCUUCUAAUUCUUCAACUUUUUGUGGUCAUAAUGGUUUUGAGGGUGUUAAGGGAAUUUCAAGGUUUAAUGGUAUAACUAUGGAGAGUUUAAGACCUCAGAAGUUUCAAUACUUGAAUCAACAAAAUCAGCAUCAUGUUCUACAACAGGAGCAACAACAUCAGAAGAAUCAGUUAGGGAAUAUGGGAAAUUCUGAUUUUGGAAAUGGAUUUGUGAGGUCAAGAAUGAUUAUGCCAAGACAACAAAGUAAUAAGAGGAAUAUGAGGGCUCCGAGAAUGCGAUGGACUAGUUCGCUUCAUAAUCGAUUUGUUCACGCCGUUGAACUUCUCGGCGGCCAUGAAAGAGCUACUCCAAAGUCAGUUUUGGAGCUAAUGGAUGUGAAAGAUCUAACACUUGCUCAUGUCAAAAGCCAUUUGCAGAUGUUUAGAACUGUUAAAAACACUGACAAGCCAGCAGCUUCUUCAGAUGGAGAUGAGAAUUUCAUGUCCCUAACACCACCUCAUAAUCAAAAUAAGAACUAUAAUGCAUCUCUAGAUCAUGAAAUUGGACACACUACAAACAAUUUAUGGGCUAAUUCUUCUUCAAGUAAAGAAACAUGGACAGAAGCUAGUUCCAGAGAUUUUGAUGAGCUUAGUACACAUGAAAUCCUAUCAUCUCAACACAAUGGGAACCUUCCUCAGGGAAGCAACUACAUACAAUCAAGAAGCUUCAAGGAUCAAAACAUAGAUUGUCAGAAGAAUCCAAACUUGGAGUUCACCUUAGGGAGAUCAAAUUAAUUUACAUUAUUCAUGGAUCUCUUUACUGGCCAUAAAAAAAAAAUAGUGCACAGAUAUUUUAUAUAUAUAUAUAUAGCUAGUUAGCUAGGUAUUGCUUUUGUGAAGACGAAGAUGUCACUUUCCACAAAUAUAUAAGCAACUUUGUAUAUUCUUUUUUGAGCCAAAGUUUAUUAUUUAGGUGGUGUUAGCUAGUCAUUAUCAUUAUAUAUAAAAAAUGUUGUGGUUAAAAGUAAAAGUGGAAGAAAAGAAGGAAUCAAAUGUGUUAUAAGGCUUUUAUUGUGUC
Trifolium pratense (red clover) is the source of this 1965-nucleotide messenger RNA. RefSeq names its product transcription repressor KAN1-like. The record is from RefSeq and is a predicted model, not a curated record. Gene Ontology annotation, molecular function: transcription cis-regulatory region binding. Lineage: Eukaryota; Viridiplantae; Streptophyta; Magnoliopsida; Fabales; Fabaceae. Gene Ontology annotation, cellular component: nucleus. The transcript has 6 exons. Gene Ontology annotation, biological process: regulation of DNA-templated transcription; abaxial cell fate specification. Bases 564 to 1682 code for a protein of 372 amino acids.